This is a messenger RNA of Labrus bergylta (ballan wrasse), 1815 nucleotides long. NCBI's taxonomy places the organism in Eukaryota, Metazoa, Chordata, Actinopteri, Labriformes, Labridae. The record is from RefSeq and is a predicted model, not a curated record.
GAGGAGGAGGGGGACCAACGAAGGAGGAGGGGGACCAACCAAUGGAAGAACAGCAGAUGCAGCUGAGGACACACAUGCAGUACCCUUUUGAGAGGCAGAUGCAGACUCGGCUGCAGAUGAAGAUGCAGCUGCAGAAAAGAAGCGGGCUGCCAGCGUACCUGCGCCAGUGCCUCAAACCACAGAAUGGUGACGAUGAAGUCCACGCUAAGUUUGGUGAGCUGUUGAGCGAGCUCAACAAGGAGGACGCUCCGUAUGCGCUCAGUGUUGCCAACAGGCUGUAUGGAGAGAAGUCCUACAGAUUUAAUAAGGAAUACAUAGCAGACACAAAAAAACACUACAGCGCUGAGCUGAAGUCUGUGGACUUCAAAAAGAAGGCAGAGGAAGCCCGGGUCCACAUCAACGACUGGGUGGAGAAGAACACACAAGGUAAAAUCAAGGACCUGCUGGCUGAGGGUGCAGUGGACGACUCGACCCGGCUGGCGCUGAUCAACGCCGUCUACUUCAAGGGAACAUGGGACCAACAGUUCAAGGAGCAGGACACUGUGGAGUAUCAGUUUAGAGUAAAUAAGAACGACACCAAACCGGUGAAGAUGAUGCAACAGAAGAGCAAAUUUGCUCACAGGUCCAUUCCUGAGAUCAACAUCAAGGUUCUAGAGAUGCCCUACAAAGGGGAGGACCUCAGUAUGAUCAUCUUCCUGCCCCAUGAUAUCGAGGACGACAGCACAGGCCUGGAGAAUCUGGAGACGGAGCUGACCCAUCAGAAGUUUGUGGAUUGGUCUCGUCCGGACAUGAUGGAUCAGGGUACGGUGGAGGUGAAACUUCCUCGAUUCAAGCUGGAGGAGACGUACGAACUGAACAACGUCCUGAAGAAGAUGGGCAUGUUGGACGCUUUCGAUGUCUCCAUGAGCGACUUCUCUGGCAUGUCUCUAGCCAAUGACCUGUUCCUGUCCAAGGUCGUCCACAAGGCGUUUGUGGACGUGAACGAGGAGGGGACAGAGGCAGCUGCAGCCACUGGUGCCGUCUUAGGGAUACGCUCUGUCGACAUCCCUUUCACCUUCAUCGCUGAUCACCCCUUCCUCUUCUUCAUCAAACACAUCCCCACCAAGACCACCCUCUUUGCAGGUCGAUACUGCAGCCCGGAGUGAACCCGGCUGGAGGUCCUGCAGACACGGAGGGAUGUGAGGGACUAAAAGACGUGUGGGUUGUGUCUCUUCUCUUGUUUUCUGUUUAUUUUCGGUUGCUCUUUGUUCUUCAAUAUUUGCAUGUGUCUCCUUGUAGUUUUGUGUCUCUUGUAGUUGUUUCCAGCCUCUUUAAAGUUUGAUUGACUUCAACAAAAAAAAUCACUUAUGAAAACGCUCUGGGAUCUGGGCCCCCUGACCCCCUGCUCAGUAGUCCGUCCAUGCCUGCAGACCGUCGUUAUUCAACCGGGGGUGAGAUACAUCUACUGUAGCUGAGAGGGUAAUCAUGUUUUCUUGGACACAAUAGAUCCCCCCUGACUGUGGGCGUGCACUCCUGUAUUUCUCCUCUGCGUUGAUUUGAAAAGAGUGAUGAAUCAGUAAGGUUGAAUCCUGUUUAAAUCUUUUGCAUGGAAGCAUUUUGCACAAGUGAUUUUCUUGAUGUGAUGUGGUUUAAGAAAAACGGCACAUACAUUGUAUUUUUCUUGCUUCUACUUCAACCAUGUACAUCAGUCCUCUGUACUCAGUGUCACACAGGUUUUCUCAUGGGCAUCCUGAACAACUCCUCUUUAUCUGGGAUUAACGUCCUGCACACUGCGCCCUCACAUCCCACUCCAAUUAAACAUUUUGCAAUAGUUAA